Hippopotamus amphibius kiboko is the source of this 987-nucleotide messenger RNA. It is a transcript of the gene C1H1orf50, whose product is annotated as chromosome 1 C1orf50 homolog. Lineage: Eukaryota; Metazoa; Chordata; Mammalia; Artiodactyla; Hippopotamidae. The record is from RefSeq and is a predicted model, not a curated record. The transcript has 5 exons. Bases 68 to 673 code for a protein of 201 amino acids.
CGCUCCGCCCAUGGGCCUUUCUGCGCAUGCUCUGCGGCCCAGGUAGCGGAGAGCGCCAGGUCCCGUCAUGGAAGCUGCUUCGACGCCCGGGCCGACCCAGGGAGUCACAGAAAACCAAGGCGUUCUGUCGGCGGCAGGAGCCCUGGUGGAGCUCACCCCGACCCCCGGCGGCCUGGCCCUGGUGAGCCCCUACCACACCCACCGGGUCGGGGACCCUUUAGACCUCGUGGCGCUCGCGGAGCAGGUGCAGAAGGCUAAUGAAUUCGUAAGAGCAAAUGCCACCAACAAGCUGACAGUCAUAGCUGAGCAAAUCGAACAUUUGCAAGAACAAGCCAGGAAGGUAUUGGAGGAUGCUCGCAGAGAUGCUGACUUGCACCAUGUGGCUUGUAAUAUAGUGAAAAAACCUGGCAACAUUUACUACCUUUAUAAACGGGAGAGUGGUCAGCGGUAUUUUUCCAUUAUUUCCCCAAAGGAAUGGGGGACAAGUUGUCCACAUGACUUCCUUGGUGCCUACAAGCUACAGCACGACUUGUCAUGGACUCUGUAUGAGGACAUUGAGAAGCAGGAUGCUAACAUCAGCAUCGUGAACAAGUUGCUAAGCCAGCCAGUAGCUCUGCCUCCAAGCACUGAACCCAGCUUCCAGGGAUUCACUUCCACUGAGGGUGGCCUCUGACAAAGGCUGUCAUGACAAGGACCUGUCACCUCCCUGUUGCCCCAAUCUCUGCCUUGAUGGGAGGUAGCAUGAGAAUCGAGGGCACGUAGGUGAAUCAUGAACUUCUUUGAAGGUGGUCCCGUGUGAAUGUAAAUGCUGUCAUCGUUACUUUUAGUUGGGAUGGUAAAGAAUGACAUCACUUUCUUUGGGGAUCCUCUCUGGGUCACAGAUACCCAACCAGUCAGUUUCAGAGUACCAGGCAAUGUACUUUCCUUCUCCUUUAUCUCCAUCUGUUCUCCUGUAAGUCAGAUCAUUAGAGAAAGAAGAGUUUCUUC